Molecule: messenger RNA, 3194 nt
Organism: Rhopilema esculentum
Lineage: Eukaryota; Metazoa; Cnidaria; Scyphozoa; Rhizostomeae; Rhizostomatidae
Product: exosome complex exonuclease RRP44
Biological process (GO): nuclear mRNA surveillance of mRNA 3'-end processing; rRNA catabolic process
Cellular component (GO): nuclear exosome (RNase complex); cytoplasmic exosome (RNase complex)
Molecular function (GO): endonuclease activity; 3'-5'-RNA exonuclease activity; RNA binding
Source: RefSeq, a predicted model, not a curated record
AUUUGCGGAAAUAAUGCCUCUCCGGCUCUGGCCGGUGGUUAAAAAAUGUGAAAUUGAGGCUAUUUGUGAAAUUGAGGCCAUUUGGCCUAGCCCUCGUGUUGGCGUUUUGCAAGAAGCUCGAAUGUAUCUUCUAACUUGAAAGCUGAAACGGAGUGAGCCAUGUUGAAGACAAAGGUUUUCAUUAAGAAAACCAGAAAAGGAGGUAUCGUAAAAAUCGUCAGGGAACAUUACUUGAGAGAUGAUGUAGGCUGUGGCGCAGAACAGUGCGAUACUUGUGUUUUAAACAAACGAGCUCUGUCAAAGAAUCCUCAGUCGUUCUCGACUUUGUGCGACUUUCCACAUUAUAUCUUGCCAGACACAAACGUGGUCCUUCGACAGCUGGAUGUGCUGGAAGAUAACCUAAUUCAAAAUGUAAUUCUUCUUCAAACAGUUUUAGAUGAGGUAAAAAGUCGAAGCUUUGUCACUUACAAGAGGAUCAGAGAAAUUAUUGAAAGACCAGAUAAACAUUUUUAUGUAUUUUGCAAUGAACACCAUUGGGAAACAUAUGUUGAGAGAUUAAAAGGGGAGACUCCAAAUGACAGAAAUGAUAGAGCAAUUAGACUUGCUGCAAGCUGGUAUGACAAACACCUUGAGUUAUGCAGCUUAGAAAAGGACUCCACUGAUAGAGUGUCCAUUGUGCUUUUAACUAAUGACAUUGCAAACAAAGAAGCUGCUAUUUCUGGAGGUAUUGAGGCUUAUACAGUGCAUACGUAUAUCAAAAGCAUUACUGGGAGUCCUGACCUAUUUGAGAAACUUGCACAGGCAGAUGACAAAGGAAGAAGAGAUGAUUCGAUCAUCAAAGAUGGGAAAGUUCUAUUCCCAGAGCAUCUUUCACUCUCUGAAAUUCAAGUUGGACUAAGAACAGGCAAAUACUUUCAGGGAUCUUUCAGUGCAAGUAGGGAAAAUUACCUAGAAGGACAAGUAAAAGUUUCUGAAAAUGAAUCGAUAUUUAUACAAGGCCUAGCGAAUCUAAACAGAUCCGUCGAUGGAGACAUUGUUGCUGUGGAGAUUUUACCAAAAGACAGGUGGAUGAAGCCGUCUUCGAUGGUGGUUGAGGAGAACGAAGAAGAAAGCGAAGAGACGCCAGAAAUAAUUGAUGAUGAGACAAAAGCAGAUUCCCUUUUAAAGCCAACUGGAAAGGUUGUGGGUAUUGUCAAACGUUGUUGGAGGCAGUAUUGUGGUGCUAUUUCACCUUCCGGGGAUCCAAAGGGGACCCGUCACCUCUUCAAGGCUGUCGAACGAAGAAUACCGUUGAUUAGAAUCGAAACGAGGCAAGCUGAGAGGCUGAUGGGAAUGAGAAUCAUUGUCAGUAUCGAUGCAUGGCCAAGGACGUCAAGGUACCCCCAGGGUCACUACGUCAGGAUCCUUGGGGAGAUCGGAGACAAAGAAACUGAAACCAAAGUUUUGCUGUUAGAACACGACAUACAGGACGCGCCAUUUAGCAACCUCGUUUUGAAGGAUUUACCCGAAAUGCCAUGGAUAAUCACCCCUGAGGAUUAUGCCGAGCGACGUGAUUUGCGCCAACUUGAUAUUUGUAGCAUAGAUCCCCCCGGAUGCACUGAUAUCGAUGACGCGCUUCAUUGCAGGACGUUGGAUAAUGGAAAUUUUGAGAUUGGGGUGCACAUUGCUGAUGUAACCCACUUUAUAAAGCCCGGAACCAACAUCGACAUGGCGGCGGCUAAGAGAGGAACAUCAGUUUACCUUGCUGACAGGAGAAUUGACAUGAUUCCAGCUCUGCUCAGUUCGGACCUCUGUUCUUUGAGAUCCAAAGUGGAAAGGUUUGCAUUUUCUUGUGUUUGGGAGCUGACACCAAAUGCUGAAAUCGUGAAGACAGAAUUCUUUAAAAGUAUUUUGGCUUCCAAGGCUUCAUUGACAUAUGCUGAGGCUCAAAACAUUAUAGACGAUCCUUCAAGAACGGAUAACCUUGCUGCUUCCUUACGCAACCUGAAUUCAUUGGCAAAGAUAUUGAAGAAGGGUAGACACGAUAAAGGAGCCCUAAUUCUUGCGUCUUCGGAAGUUCGCUUCGCCUUGGACAGUGAGACCCAUGACCCUAUCGACCUAAUCACGAAAGAACACAUGGAAACGAACUCGUUAGUUGAAGAAUUUAUGUUGCUGGCAAACAUUUCCGUCGCCAAGAAGAUUUAUGAAUGCUUUCCACAAUUCGCCAUUCUCCGAAACCAUAGGCAACCGCCAGCCAGCUAUUUUGAGCCGUUGAUUAAGGCUGGUGAAGGGAAGAACCAUAAAAUCGUCGUUGAGACGGGCAAGUUGUUGCAAGUUUCUUUGGAUCAGCUUAAGAGUGAUGACCCCUUCGUAGACACCAUGUUUAGAAUUCUGACUACUCGCUGCAUGACGAGGGCGUCCUAUCUUUGUUCUGGGACAGAGACAGAAGAUAAUUUUUACCACUUUGGAUUGGCCACGCCAAUCUACACGCAUUUCACGUCCCCCAUCCGGAGGUAUCCUGACAUUCUUGUACACAGACUUCUGGGUGUAGCAAUAGGGGCCUACGAGCCUUACCCUUCUCUGCUCAAUAAGGAUCUAGCACAGGAACUCUGCCAGCAUUUGAACUCAUGUCACCUCAUGGCUCAACGUGCAGGAAGAGCCUCGAUUCAGCUUCACAUGCAGAUAUUUUUCAAGGAUCGGGCUGCUGAAGAAGAAGGCUAUAUUUUAUCUGUUCGAAAAAAUGCUAUCCAGGUUUUGGUACCAAAGUUUGGAUUAGAAGGAACAGUUUUUCUUAGCAAGCAAGAUACGAAAGAGAAAAGUCCAUUUACAUAUGACCCGGAGAAUGGAACACAAACGCAUGGUGAUAUUGUACUGCGUGUGUUUGACAAAGUCGUUAUUAGAAUCAGCAUAGCAAAGAGAGACUUUCAAAAUGACCACAUGCAACUUAAACUGGUUUAUCCAAGGGUUUCUGGCCUAAGCAUCCCUCCCAUUGCCGAAGAGGCGAUUGAAGAUACUGCACCGUCCCGUAAGAAGCUGCGAAGUAAGUAAUUUGUCCAGGCUGCUCCAGAAAUCCGCGGAAGAUAUCCUCGAAGCAAGUUAUGGAUAAACAAAUGACUACUGGAAACUACCGAACCUAAGUUUUUUUAUGGGAAUAGGUCAUGUUUCAUCAAAACUGUCAUUUUGUUUUAUAGCCUAUAAGUAGAAUUUGUAUGCUU